AUGGAAAAAUGGACGUUGGCAGAUUAUAAGAAUUACUCUGAACUUAAUAAACAUGUAAAACAAAAGGCUUAUGCUGGUUCUCUGAAAAAUUGUACUGACAAGGCUGGUGGGAGUUUACUUAGAGCACAAGUAACAGAUGGCUCAGGUAUAAAUAUAACCUCUACCAAAGAUGCUAGCACUAGAACUGCUUCUGCAGAGAGGCUCAGGGAACCUUUACCUUCCAAAGUAAGAAAGGAGCUUAUCAGCCUUGUGCAGGAUUCUAUGCAAUGUGCAAACAACAGUUCAACGAUAGGUCCUCCCUCUCAAAGGAAAAGGGUCACUGCCCCGUCAGGCAAGGUAGAUGGCAAAAUUUUUUAUACUACCCCGAUGCCUCUGCAUUCAUCUACUAUCUCUGGGGGGUUAUUGAGAAGCAAAGAAAAAAGAAGGUUCAUGCUUUGGAACCAAAGGAUUCCGUGUCCCAGAGCGGAUCCUAAGGGAAUGGAUCUUGUAAUUCCUGACUGCUAUGAAGACAUAGAACUUAUACCACUGAGAAAAUAUUUUGGUGGACAUGAAGGGGUUGGAGAGUAUAUUUGGUAUCGGACAAAUCAUAAACUUGAAGGAUCUGAACUACUAGAUAUAUCUAAUGCUUUUGAUGUUGUAAUAUGUGGGACAGAGCUGUCAGUAUUGAUUUGUUGUUCACAUGUAUUUUAUGAGAAAAUGUAUCUGUAGUUGAUGAUUUUGUUAUUAUUUUCCUUGUCAUGGCAGAUAGGCAUGAUAAUCUAACCCGCCCUUGUAGGUACUCGCCGAACCCGCCCUGAUUUGGAUGGGGAAAACUCGUGUCUAUCAGGUUCGGGUUUUUCCUGAUUGAUAAAAUCGGGGGCGGGGGCGGGGGCGGGGAUGUUGUAAUAUGUGGGACAGAGCUGUCAGUACUGAUUUGUUGUUCACAUGUAUUUUAUGAGAAAAUGUAUCU
Molecule: messenger RNA, 949 nt
Organism: Cajanus cajan (pigeon pea)
Lineage: Eukaryota; Viridiplantae; Streptophyta; Magnoliopsida; Fabales; Fabaceae
Source: RefSeq, a predicted model, not a curated record